Molecule: messenger RNA, 1429 nt
Organism: Oryza brachyantha (malo sina)
Lineage: Eukaryota; Viridiplantae; Streptophyta; Magnoliopsida; Poales; Poaceae
Product: syntaxin-22-like
Exons: 7
Coding region: 237-1073 (278 amino acids)
Biological process (GO): vesicle fusion; vesicle-mediated transport; intracellular protein transport
Cellular component (GO): SNARE complex; endomembrane system; membrane
Molecular function (GO): SNAP receptor activity; SNARE binding
Source: RefSeq, a predicted model, not a curated record
AGGGAAUUGCGGAACCCAAAUCCCCCAAUUUAGUUCCACGCGAAGGAAGGAAAAAAAAAAGAAGCCAACCCCAGCGACGCGACGCGUCACGUCACGCGAGGUGGUGUUGGUGUGCUAGAAGGCGACGCCGCGGCCACGUCUCCGGCUCGAUCGAUUCCUCCCCCCCUUCCUUCCUUCCUCCGGCGGAGGGAUUUUGCGGUGCCCCGAUCGGAGGCGGCGGCGGUGGGGGAGAGGGGAUGAGCUUCCAGGACCUGGAGGCGGGGAACGCCCGCGGGCUGCCGCGGAGGGGCGGCCGUGCGGGGGCGGGGGCGGCCGGCGCGGGCGCGUCGCAGGCCGUGGCGUCGGGCGUGUUCCAGAUCAACACGGCGGUGUCGACGUUCCAGCGGCUGGUCAACACGCUCGGCACGCCCAAGGACACCCCCGACCUCCGGGAGAGGAUACAUAAGACACGCACACACAUAACGCAACUGGUGAAGGAUACGUCAGAGAAGCUUAAACAAGCUAGUGAGGCAGACCAUCGUGUCGAAGUCAGCGCCAGCAAAAAGAUUGCUGAUGCGAAGCUUGCAAAGGAUUUCCAAGCAGUUCUGAAAGAAUUUCAGAAAGCGCAACGGUUAGCAGUAGAGAGAGAAGCUGCCUAUGCACCCUUCAUUUCUCAAGCAGGCCUGCCACAGAGUUAUAACUCAAGCGAGGUGAAUAAUGGAGCCGAUAAGUUAGCUGAGCAACGGACAGCACUUCUAGAAUCAAGAAGGCAAGAAUUAGUCUUCUUGGAUAACGAGAUCGUAUUCAAUGAGGCUAUCAUUGAGGAGAGGGACCAGGGAAUACAAGAGAUUCAGCAUCAAAUUACUGAAGUAAAUGAAAUAUUCAAAGAUCUUGCUGUGCUAGUCCAUGAUCAAGGACAAAUGAUUGAUGACAUUGACACCCAUAUCGAGAACGCUAUUGUAGCAACUACACAAGCAAAAGGGCAGCUUUCAAAAGCUGCUAAAACUCAGAAGUCGAACUCUUCGCUGAUAUGCUUGUUGCUGGUUAUAUUCGGGGUUGUCCUGCUCAUAGUGAUAAUCGUCCUCGCAGCCUAACCAUCUGCUUGGAGGAAACUGGGGCUCCUCCUAAAAAUGUGGUUGAGCUUAGAGCGAAGAAUUCCCUUCGUGAUUUAAUUUUGCUGUGAAGUCAGGAAUGUAUCCUGGUCUCCUACCUGGGAGGGGGUUGCGUUCUGGUCGUGCUAUGGUGGUGUAUGUGUUGAUGGUGUGUCUGGAAUGCAUGAUGAUUCAUAUAUAAGUAAUUAAGUAUAAUCGCUUCGUGUCCACUCUAGUGCUUCCUGCCUUACGCGCUCGCCCUGUUUGUAUCUUGUGAUGUAUCGUCGAGCGAGUGUUGUAAGAACGAGGAGUUUGGAUUAUAUAGUUACCAUCGCGAUUUGUUAAAUUUUGUUUUUUUU